GCGCAAUUUCUCAUUGCCAGCCUUCUAGAGGUGUUGACAAAAUUUGCAGUGUGCAGUGCAUGCAGUCAUCUGUCGUUCAUGAAAUUUGACGAGUAAACCCUGAGAUAGGCAUCAUUUCGUGUUUUUUCUGAUACUACUCGUCGUUUAGUUAAUCUUCCUGAAAAUGGCCAGUUCAGCUAUGGAUGUUGACGAAGAAGAGUUGGAAUUGCCUACAUCCAGCAGCAGCAAAGGAGAGAAGAAGCGCUUUGAAGUCAAGAAGUGGAAUGCUGUAGCUUUGUGGGCUUGGGACAUUGUUGUUGACAACUGUGCUAUUUGUCGCAACCACAUUAUGGAUCUGUGUAUUGAGUGUCAAGCAAAUCAAGCAUCUGCCACUAGUGAUGAGUGUACUGUUGCCUGGGGGGUUUGCAAUCAUGCAUUCCAUUUCCAUUGCAUUUCUCGCUGGUUGAAGACUCGUCAAGUCUGCCCCCUGGAUAAUAGAGAAUGGGAAUUCCAGAAAUACGGCCAUUAAACCCAGAAAACAUGGGUAAAAAUGAGAGCAAAAUAACAAUGUUUUAUCGCCCAUCUCCUUUAUGGUAACUGAAUAUGUCUGCAUUCCAUAUUUACGUUUGUUUUGGAUGCAAUACUUCUCCAAAUUUGAACUGUAUUGUUAAAUGAUUAUGAUUAUGCCCCUUUUAUAGCUUUAUAGCUCAAAAUUGCCCUUAGUUUUGGCUAAAUAAAAUCUUUUCAUCCUUCCUA
Molecule: messenger RNA, 735 nt
Organism: Frankliniella occidentalis (western flower thrips)
Lineage: Eukaryota; Metazoa; Arthropoda; Insecta; Thysanoptera; Thripidae
Product: RING-box protein 1A
Exons: 2
Coding region: 164-508 (114 amino acids)
Biological process (GO): ubiquitin-dependent protein catabolic process; protein ubiquitination
Cellular component (GO): nucleus; cullin-RING ubiquitin ligase complex
Molecular function (GO): cullin family protein binding; zinc ion binding; ubiquitin protein ligase activity
Source: RefSeq, a predicted model, not a curated record